Danaus plexippus (monarch butterfly) is the source of this 1090-nucleotide messenger RNA. RefSeq names its product protein CutA homolog. Gene Ontology annotation, biological process: response to metal ion. Gene Ontology annotation, molecular function: copper ion binding. The coding region runs from base 96 to 527 and encodes 143 amino acids. The record is from RefSeq and is a predicted model, not a curated record. NCBI's taxonomy places the organism in Eukaryota, Metazoa, Arthropoda, Insecta, Lepidoptera, Nymphalidae. The transcript is spliced from 3 exons.
AGAUAAUUCAAGAAACUGUUGUUGUUGACGGGAAUUUCAGUUUUUUAUGGCUCAUUAAGCUCUCAAUAAAAAUAAAAUAAUAAUUGUUAAAGAUUAUGCUUACGUUUAUAAAUCGUAAAACAAUUCUUACUUUGUACAUAUCAAUAAUAAGGCCGACUUUCCUAGUAGCCACAUCCAACAUGUCUUCAGGGAUUGUCGAUGCCGAUAAAUACUCGGUCGCUUACGUAACUGUGCCCAAUAUCGAUGUUGGUAAAUCCAUUGGACAUACUCUAGUCAAAAACAAAGUAGCUGCUUGUGUUAAUAUCAUACCUGGAGUAACCUCAAUUUAUGAAUGGAAAAAUGAAAUUGCUGAAGAUAGUGAGGCUCUGUUAAUGAUAAAAACUCGCACAUCAUUAGUGGAUAAGCUGACGGAACUGGUGCGAGCCAACCAUCCUUAUGAAGUAUGUGAGGUCAUCUCAUUACCCAUCAAAAACGGCAACCCUCCUUAUUUGAAAUGGAUUGGAGACACAGUGCCUGAUGUCAAUUAAAAUGUAAAUGACAUAUAAUAAUGUGAAAAUUUCAUUAUAAGUCUUUAUAACAAAGAAAAUUUUUGUAUAGACAAAGUAGGUUUUGGAUCUGAUGCUUCUCCGUUUGCAUAAUGUAGGAUUUACCACUUUGAUUGUUAGUUGCAUUGCAGAAAGUUUUGUAUGUUUACAUAGAAUUGUUAAAAAUUAAAGGCUUAGGGACCUCUUAAACCUAAACCUGGGUCGUAAGACCCAGGUGCUGUUGAAGCUCCUCUCCCUGCAAUGUGAUGGACCCGGCACACGCACGGUGAAUCCAUGGAGUACCUCAGCAUCAGCAAACUUUUUGAAGUUUGGUCUCAAUAAAAAAUAUAACAGGAUUACUCAAGUGAAUUGUCUAAGAUUAUCACACAUUAAUAUUUUAGUAUUGUGGGACUUGUAUAACUAAACUACUAUCUUUAAAAUGUUAUGAUAUAAACUGAAGUGAUAUAAAAAAUAUAUAAUGCGUGUUAAAUAAAAUUUUAUUAAUGUAUCUUUAAGAAGAUUUUGUUUUCAUUUUAAGUUUUCUCAAUAAAUAAGUAACAAAACAA